UCUGCUGUUGGCUCCGACUGGGGCAAAUUAGCCAAAUAAUGAUUUGUAAAAUCUCUUAAAUGAAAUAACAUGAUAGUUUUCUUGUUAACAAGAAAUACCAUUUAUUUUUUCUUAGCAACCGCGUGACGCAAGUAUGGCAACGUGAACGUGAUUGAGUUAACUGCAGUGCGGUAGUGCUAUACGUUCGAACAUUGUUCACCAAACGGAAGUGAAAUCUCUUGUAAAAUCUCUUUCUCAGAACAUGACGACUACCGUAUUACGAAAGUAGAUAGAAUGACAAAUCACAGUUGAGUACUGUAGAUAUUUCUGUGUCUAGCCAACUUCUUUCUGAACCCUCAGCAACCAACCGGAGCCAACCCAUGCCGGUCACUUUGUUACCUAGCAACAAAAUGAAAACAAACACGUAACAUUUCUCUGUUUAGAUCUCUUCCUACAAUGGCUGGAACAUGCUUUUGUGAGGCGUUUGAGCUUUAUAACAUUCUCAAUCAGUACACUUGCCAGUCUAGACUAUUGGAGUUCAACUAUCUCUAUUUGAUAGAUGCUCGUGCUAAAGGACAGUACAAUACCAGCCAUAUCAUCACUGCCAGAAAUGCUAAAUGGGACUCGAAAGGCAAGUUCAUUAUAAAUGCAGGAGUGGAGGUGGAGAGUAUGAGGUAUAUUGUGGUUUAUGACAGCAGCACAAGUUCUUUGCAAGGUUCAGGUGAGGCAAUUGAAUGUGCGGAGGCCCUGACAAAAUCAAGUCACAAUCCUGUCAAGAUUCUGAAAGGAGGUUAUCAGAGGUUCUCAGCCUUUUAUCCUUUCUUUAGGACACACAAAAUCCUUUACACCAUAAAGGAAUUGGAGAGUUUCAGGCCUUAUCCAGUGGAGCUCUUGCCAGGUCAACUCUACUUGGGCGAUUACAAGCAGGCCAUUAAUCCUGAUGUCCUAAAAGACCUCAAACUGAGUGCUCUUGUCAAUGUCUCUGAAGACAGUAGUCACGUGUUUGAAAAGGGAAGCCCCACCAUUCUUCACAUCAACGUGGCAGAUUCAGUGGUAGCCGAUCUGUUCUCCAGUUUUGAGAGGAUUAGUGUUUUUAUUGGCUCUUGUCUCAACACUGGAUCUGCAGUUUUGAUCUUUUCCAAUAACGGAAUAAGUCGUUGUAGUGCUGUGGCCAUGGGUUUUCUCUUGCACCAUUUUAAAUAUACACUGAGGGAGUCCUGGGAGCAUGUCCUGCAAUGUAAAACCAACAUCAGGCCAAAUCGAGGGUUUGUACAACAGCUAUCCGACUGGGAACAGCACACACUGGGUAGAAGAAUUACUGAUAUUACAGAGCCCUACUAUUGAGAUGAAAAGUGAAUCAUUUGAAAUCCAGCACUUAAUAGCACCAGAGUCGGAUGGCCUGACUUGACCAGCAAGACCACUCAACACAAAACAAGGACGACAUUGAGGAUGUUUACCCAGGCUUGUUUACAAAUGAUGAAUCAAAUGAUGACUAAUUUUACUCUUGGGAAAGAAUGCAGGCCUAGAUAUUUUAUCAUUAGGAAAAAUAUGUUGGAUUUUUAAAGAUGUCAAUCAAUGAUUGUGAAAAUUGUGUUUUUUGUAAUGCUCAAAGGAGUUAUUUAUUACAGAUCCAAACCGUGCCAUGCUUACAUUGCCUAUAAGGCAAGCAAAAACCUAGAUUACUCUCAUAGUCUUAUUAUUAUUAUUACUGUAUUUGUAAGGUUUUAUUAACAUUAAUUAUGGAAAUGUAUCUUAUCAUAGUAGAUGCAAUUUUAAAUAUUCAAUAAAUGUAUCUAAUCAU
Molecule: messenger RNA, 1780 nt
Organism: Esox lucius (northern pike)
Lineage: Eukaryota; Metazoa; Chordata; Actinopteri; Esociformes; Esocidae
Gene: styxl1
Product: serine/threonine/tyrosine interacting-like 1
Exons: 9
Coding region: 436-1323 (295 amino acids)
Biological process (GO): positive regulation of intrinsic apoptotic signaling pathway; protein dephosphorylation; negative regulation of cytoplasmic stress granule assembly
Cellular component (GO): mitochondrion
Molecular function (GO): protein tyrosine/serine/threonine phosphatase activity; protein phosphatase binding; pseudophosphatase activity
Source: RefSeq, a predicted model, not a curated record